AUGUCCGUCACCGUCGCUGAGCUUGACGCCACCGUCAGGGCUUUCCAAGAAGGCAAGGGCGAUCUCCAGAAACAGGCUCAGCAAAAACUCAAUGAAUUCAAGUCCAAUCCUGACGCAUGGUUGAUGGUGGACAAGAUUCUGCAAGAGGCUUCUUACAUGCCAACAAAGUAUCUUGGUCUGCAAGUUUUAGACGACGUUGUCAACACCCGAUGGAAAGUCCUGCCACGAGAUCAGUGCCUGGGCAUUCGAAACUUCGUCGUUGGCCAGAUUCUCUCUUCUUCUGAGACCGAGGAGGCCCUCAAGACCAACAAACUGUUCAUCAACAAGCUCGAUCUGACCCUCGUCACUAUCCUCAAGCAAGAAUGGCCGCACAACUGGCCCACCUUCAUCAACGAAAUCAUUUCGGCUUGCCACACUGGUCUAUCAGUCUGCGAGAACAACAUGACUAUUCUGCGCUUGCUGUCUGAGGAGGUGUUUGAUUUCUCCCAAGAUCAAAUGACCUCCACCAAGGCUAAGAACCUUAAGACAACCAUGUGCGCCGAGUUCUCCUCCAUUUUCCAGCUGUGUAAUGAAGUCCUUACCACUGCAAACUCAAUCACUCUCGUCAAGGCUACUUUGGACACUCUGCUUCGUUUUCUGAACUGGAUUCCUCUUGGUUUCAUCUUUGAGACUAAGCUCAUUGACACCCUUGUCUCUCGAUUUCUCGAGGUCGACCAAUUCCGCAAUAUCGCCCUCAAAUGCCUCACCGAAAUCGGCGGUUUGCAACUCGGCCAGCAAUAUCAGUAUGAUGAUAAGCUCGUCCAGAUGUUCACCGAGACAUUGACCGUUGUCGCCCGCACAUUACCUCUAGACACUGAUUUUCGCGAGGCUUAUGCAAAAGCCGGGCCGAGGGAACAGGAAUACAUUCUCAACCUCGCCAUCUUCCUCUGCAACUAUUUCUCCGUCCAUCUCCAAACCAUCGAGAGACUACCGAACGCGGACUAUCUCUUGCAUGGCCAUUUCUAUCUCAUCAAGAUCAGUUUGAUCGACGACCGAGAGAUAUUCAAGAUCUGUCUCGAGUACUGGACGAAGCUUGUCCAAGAACUCUACGAGGAGAUGCAGCAGCUGCCCAUCACCGAACUCAAUCCCUUGGUCAACAUGGGUGUCUCAGGCCUAGCCAAUGGAGGAGCCCCUCAUCCAAGUACCCUCGCGAAUUACCCUCUCCGCAAGCACAAGUAUCAACAGGUUCUGUCAAGCCUCAGACAGGUCAUGGUUGAAAAGAUGGUCCGACCAGAAGAAGUUCUUAUUGUCGAGAACGAUGAGGGCGAGAUUGUACGAGAAUUUGUCAAAGAGAGCGAUACCAUUCAACUAUACAAAACCACCCGUGAGUGCUUGGUGUAUUUGACUCACUUGGAUGUCGUUGAUACAGAGAACAUCAUGUCCGAAAAGUUGCAGCGACAGGUAGAUGGGAGCGAGUGGUCGUGGAAUAAUUGCAAUACCCUAUGCUGGGCCAUUGGCUCGAUAUCUGGCGCAAUGAACGAGGACACCGAAAAACGUUUCCUAGUGACGGUGAUCAAGGAUCUCCUUGGAUUGACGGAGAUGAAGCGUGGUAAGGACAACAAGGCGGUCGUGGCCAGUAACAUCAUGUACAUCGUGGGCCAGUAUCCUCGCUUCCUGAAGGCCCAUUGGAAAUUCUUGAAAACCGUCGUCAACAAACUUUUUGAGUUCAUGCACGAAACACAUGAGGGUGUCCAGGACAUGGCAUGUGAUACUUUCAUCAAGAUUGCGAACAAGUGCAAGCGUCAUUUCGUGGCACUGCAACCGGGGGAGACCGAACCAUUCAUUGACGAGAUUGUACGCAAUAUGCGGAAGAUCACCUGUGAUCUUACCCCUCAGCAGGUCCACACUUUUUACGAGGCUUGUGGCUACAUGAUAUCUGCGCAGGGCCAGAAGAGUGUACAGGACCGACUCAUCGAUAACCUCAUGUCACUUCCCAAUCAGGCGUGGGACAACGUCAUUGCGCAGGCCAACAACGACCCAGCCAUCCUUCAAGAUGCAGAUACCAUAAAAGUUGUUGGUAACAUCAUGAAGACAAACGUUGCUGCUUGCUCGUCAAUUGGGAGUUACUUCUAUUCUCAGAUUGGACGUAUUUAUCUCGACAUGCUCAAUAUGUACCGUGCAUCCAGUCAACUGAUAUCGGACUCUGUGGUCUCUGGAGGGAAUGUUGCUACGAAGACUCCUAAAGUCCGCGGCCUGCGAACUAUCAAAAAAGAAAUCCUCAAGCUUGUCGACAUCUAUGUGCAGAAAGCAGAUGACCUGCAAAUGGUCAACGACAGCAUGGUACCGCCACUCUUGGAUGCUAUCUUGCUCGACUACCAACGCAACGUACCCGACGCUCGAGAUGCUGAAGUCCUGAGUGUGACUACCACGAUCAUUCACAAACUACAUAAUCUUAUGGACGAUAAGAUUUCUCCAAUCAUGGAUAGUAUCUUCGAAUGCACGCUUGAGAUGAUUAACAAGGACUUCCAUGAUUAUCCCGAGUUCCGUGUCGAGUUCUUCAAGCUUUUGCAGGCUAUUAACCUAUUCUGCUUCCCAGCAUUACUCAAACUAGACGGACGACAGUUCAAGUUUGUGAUUGAUUCUUGCAUGUGGGCCAGCAAGCACGACAACCGGGAGGUUGAAAACACCGGUCUUUCGAUGUGCCUUGAACUCAUCAACAACAUGGCCGAAACCGAUCCUCAGACUGCUGGAGUUUUCUUCCAACAGUUUUACAUCUCAAUCCUCCAGGAUGUCUUCUUUGUCCUUACCGAUUCUGACCACAAGGCCGGUUUCAAAUCACAAUGCAUGCUUCUAGCUCGCAUGUUCCAGCUUGUUGAAGCGAACAAGAUCUCUCAACCACUGUAUCAGCCCGAUCAAGCCGCCCCUGGGACUUCGAACAAACAAUUCGUGAGCGAAUUUACAGCCAAUCUUCUACACAAUGCGUUUUCCAAUCUCAAAGAAAUCCAGAUUCAGCACUUUGUUAAUGGCCUAUUCGCGUUGAACGAGGAUCCCACUAAAUUCAAGACUCAUCUUCGAGACUUCCUGAUCUCGCUCAAAGAGUUUGCUGGAGACAACGCCGAGCUGUUUGCAGAGGAAAGAGAACAGGAGAAGAAGGAUCUCGCUGAUGCAGAGCGCGAGCGAAAUAUGAAAGUUGGAGGUCUCAUCAAGCCUGCAGAUCUGGAUCAAGAUGAUGAGCUGUGA
This is a messenger RNA of Exophiala aquamarina CBS 119918, 3219 nucleotides long. RefSeq names its product exportin-1. Gene Ontology annotation, molecular function: nuclear export signal receptor activity; small GTPase binding. The transcript is spliced from 3 exons. Gene Ontology annotation, cellular component: cytoplasm; nucleus. Gene Ontology annotation, biological process: ribosomal large subunit export from nucleus; ribosomal small subunit export from nucleus; protein export from nucleus. NCBI's taxonomy places the organism in Eukaryota, Fungi, Ascomycota, Eurotiomycetes, Chaetothyriales, Herpotrichiellaceae. The record is from RefSeq and is a predicted model, not a curated record. Bases 1 to 3219 code for a protein of 1072 amino acids.